This is a messenger RNA of Populus euphratica (Euphrates poplar), 3402 nucleotides long. RefSeq names its product probable LRR receptor-like serine/threonine-protein kinase RFK1. The coding region runs from base 213 to 3326 and encodes 1037 amino acids. Gene Ontology annotation, molecular function: ATP binding; protein serine/threonine kinase activity; protein binding. The record is from RefSeq and is a predicted model, not a curated record. NCBI's taxonomy places the organism in Eukaryota, Viridiplantae, Streptophyta, Magnoliopsida, Malpighiales, Salicaceae. The transcript has 24 exons. Gene Ontology annotation, biological process: protein phosphorylation.
CGACAAAGGCAGGUUCAGAUCCACGUGACAUUUUUAAGCCAUUUGACUGUAUUUGCAAUGUGGUCAUAGUUCUUUACUAUAUGGACGUAAUUAUUAAACAAAUAUUUUAGGAAGGUACAAUCUUAGCUUUGUAAAUCUCAUAACGGAGGGGGGUAAGUUCUCUCAACAGAGAACAGGCUAAGCAAUCUUUAGGCAUACAUUGGGUAUUAGAGAUGUUCUUUUUCCUCAGGCAUGCAUUCGUCAUAUCACUUCUAGCUUUGAGUUGCUUGGAGACAGAAAGAUUGGCUGCUGCUGGGCUUCCUCAAGAUGAGGUGGAUGCUUUAAACCUGAUUACCAAAAAGUUGGGGGCCAACGGCUGGAAUUUCAAUGCUGAUUCUUGUGGAGAAUAUCUUCCUCGAGUCCGGCCAACAGAUCCAGAGAGGAACAUUAGUUGUAACUGCAGAACCGAGAACGACACCUGCCAUAUUGUUUCCCUGAAGUUCAAGCGUUUUAGUCUUGCAGGAGAACUUCCACCUGAACUCAUUCAGCUUCCUUAUCUUGAAAGCAUUGAUCUUGCUUACAAUUACCUUAAUGGGUCUAUACCAAGUGAAUGGGCUUCAUUGCAGCUGAAAUCGAUUGCUCUUCUUGCAAAUAGAUUAACAGGGAAUAUUCCAAGCUAUCUGGGGAACUUUACCAGUCUAACAUACUUGGACCUUGAGUUAAAUCAGUUUUCUGGAAUGAUCCCGCACGAGCUUGGGAAGUUAGUUAACCUUGAAACUUUGAUUCUAUCCUCCAAUAAACUGGACGGAAAUUUGCCUAUGGAACUCAGUAAGCUGAGAAACCUGGCUGAUUUUCGGAUAAAUGAGAACAACUUUAACGGGAGUAUACCAGAUUUUGUAGAAAACUGGAAGCAACUUAAAAGACUAGAAAUGGUAGCUAGCGGACUGGAAGGACCCAUUCCAUCCUCCAUCUCUGCUUUGGAAACAUUAACAGACUUGAGGAUCGCCGAUAUAACCAGCACAGAUCAGUCAUUUCCUGAUCUUAGUAACAUAACAGGCCUCACAAGACUGUUGUUGAGGGGUUGCAAUAUAUCAGGAGAAAUUCCUUUAUACAUAUGGGAAAUGAGUAAACUGCGAAUUCUGGAUCUCAGUUUCAACAAGUUACGCGGGAAGCUUCCCAAUGCCAUAACCACAGAGACACUCGUAUUUAUCUUUCUAAGUGGAAACCUUCUCACCGGAAAUAUACCAAUGUUUAGAAAAGGAAUGACAGUAGAUCUUUCCUAUAAUAAUUUCUCAGAACAAAGCACUAGGCAACCCACUUGUCAGCAGAGAAAGGAUGUAACUCUAAACCUGUUCCGAAGUUCUUCAAUGGGAAAUGACUUAGGAGGAGCAUGCAUGGAUGAUCUCAAAUGUGAUAAGUACUGGCACUCGUUGUACAUAAAUUGUGGAGGACAAAAUGUUCAAAUAAAUGGCAGCACAUAUGAAGGAGAUGCAGCAGUUAGCGGUGGUGCUGGCUUAUUCUAUCAGAGUGCGGAUGAAUGGGGACUUAGCAGCACUGGAGACUUCAUGGAUGACAACGAUUUCCAAAACAGAGCUUACACUGAAAAUGUGCCAUCAUUAGAUAUUAAUGAAUUGUACCAAACAGCACGCAUUUCUCCUAUUUCACUUACUUAUUAUCGUCGUUGUUUGGAAAAUGGGAAUUACACUGUGAGUCUACACUUUGCUGAGAUCAGAUUCACAAACGAUAAUACAUUCAACAGCCUUGGAAGACGGUUAUUUGAUAUCUAUAUUCAGAAUAAUCUAGUUGAGAAGGAUUUCAAUAUAGAAGUUCAGGCUGCUGGGUUUGCCAAGCCAGUCACAGAAAUACACAAUGCUACUGUCACAAAUAAUAUCUUGGAGAUCCGCCUAUUUUGGGCUGGUAAAGGGACUAGAAGAAUUCCUGUUAGUGGAGUCUACGGUCCCCUCAUAUCAGCUAUUUCUGUUGAUCCUAACUUCAAACCACGUUUUUCAAGAGGGGAGAAGACAAAAACUGAGCCAAUAAUUGUUGGAGUUGUAGUAGGCUUUUGUCUAAUAUUCUCAGUACUAGCUAUCUUUUGGUGGAGAUGCUGUUUCGGAAUAAAUAAAAAAAGACAAAAAGGUCUUGAAGGAAUAGAAAUCCAAACAGUUUCUUUUACUUUGAAGCAAAUUAAAGCUGCCACAGACAAUUUUGAUCCUGCAAACAAAAUUGGAGAAGGUGGAUUUGGACCAGUUUACAAGGGCUUGUUACCUGAUGGUACUGUGAUUGCUGUGAAGCAGCUGUCUUCUAAGUCAAGUCAGGGAAAUCGUGAAUUUUUGAAUGAGAUCGGUGUGAUUUCAUGCAUGCAGCACCCUCAUCUUGUAAAACUUCAUGGUUGUUGUAUUGAAGGAGAUCAACUAUUGUUAGUAUAUGAAUACAUGGAAAACAACAGCCUUUCCCGAGCAUUGUUUGGUCCAAAACAUCAGCUACAUUUGGACUGGAAAACAAGGCAGAAGAUAUGCGUCGGAAUUGCCAAAGGUUUAGCUUUUCUACAUGAAGAAUCAAGGCUUAAGAUUGUUCAUAGAGACAUCAAAGUCACCAAUGUUCUCCUUGAUAAGGAUCUCAAUCCUAAAAUAUCUGAUUUUGGGCUGGCUAAACUUGAUGAACGAGAUAAAACUUUCAUCAGCACCAGAGUUGCUGGAACUGUAGGAUAUAUGGCACCAGAAUAUGCAUUAUGGGGUCGUUUGACAUAUAAAGCAGAUGUAUACAGUUUUGGAAUUGUGGCACUGGAGAUUCUGAGUGGGAAGAAUAACAUGAGUUGUGGGCCAGAGAAUCAAUACUCUUGUCUUCUAGACUGGGCUUGCCAUUUAGAACGAAAUGGAAACCUAAUUGAGCUAGUGGACCGGAAGCUGGGAUCUGAAUUCAACAAAGUAGAAGCACAAAGGAUGAUUAAGGUAGCUCUCUUGUGCACAAAUGCUUCACCAUUACUAAGGCCAAUCAUGUCUGAAGUUGUUAGCAUGCUCGAAGGAACUAGGAUCAUACCUGAAGUGAUCCCUGAACCAAUUAGUGAAGAUUUAAGGUUCAAGGCCAUACGAGGGCAACAGGAACAGACGAGGAGUCUGCGUGAGAAAGGCAAUCAGACCAUCUUAGACAGAUACGCUAACAGUAGUUCCUACGUGUGUACUGAUGAUGAUCUAUGGGAAACCGAUACUGAGUCAAAUGUGAGGUCUAACUCUAACACGAGGAGCAAACAGCAUGAAAGCCCCGGUGAGGUUUCAACUUCAGUCCUGCCAGUAACAGCCUCUUCCUCGACUUCUGUUCAGGAUCUUUUUGACAUCGAUAUAAAUUCCUGACAAGGUACCUUGUGUUUUCCACGACAACAGAAUCGGGUAGUGUGAUGUUUAUAGGCCUUCUUCACUGGUGUAAAAA